UUCACAGUAAAAACUGUAGCCUGUAGAUGAACAUAAUAUUACUUCUGUCAUUAAAAUCGGAGUACCUUACUAUUCCUUAGCCCAAACGCCAUGGAUUAUGUCCCACUACAAUCACAACUACUUCUACUACAUCUGGUACUGAAGAUAUUGUUAGUUUCAGGAUUAGCAAUAACAAUAUCAUUAUCUGAACCAGUAAUAAGCAAGAGAGGAUGCUCAGGCCGAUGCGGCUCGGUGAGAAUCCCAUACCCUUUCGGGACCAGUCUCAGGUGUUCCCAUAACAAAUCUUUUCUCGUCAUCUGUAAACACACUACUACUAAUAGCAAUCCACAACCGUUUUUCCCCCACAGCAAUGUUUCCAUCCUCAACGUUUUACUAAGUGAUGGCCUAUUGCGAGUGGCCAACCCCAUAUCCCACGCCUGUUACGAUAGCCGUACUGGCAACCUCACCAAGAGUAGCAAUCGCGUCUCUUACACCAUCACCAACUCCAUUUUCCCUCUCAGCAUUACUCGCAACAAGUUCACCACUGUCGGCUGCAACACCAUCGGCCUCAUGCAAGACAACAAAACCGUGGAGAGGUACUACCGGGCUGGCUGCCUCGCGCUCUGUAACAAAACCUCCGACCUCAUUAAUGGGACUUGCUCCGGUUUGGGAUGUUGCCAGCUUCCCAUUACAAAAAGAAUCUUCAACUUCGGUACCGCAGCUCAUUUAUAUUUUUCCUCAAACGUCACUAACGGAACUAAGAAUUUCAACAGUCCUUGUUCCUACGCUUUUGUAGUUGAAGAAGAUGCUUACAAGUUUUCAUCUUUAGACCUUGUGAGGUUGGGCAAAAUAGAUACGCUUCCUUUGCUGCUUGACUGGGCUGUUGGUGACCAGAGUUGUACAGAAGCUAAGAGGAAUAAGGGAUAUGCAUGUCGAGCCAGGAAAAGUGAGUGCUUCGAUUCAACCGACGGACCAGGGUAUCGCUGCAAAUGUUCCCCUGGUUAUCAUGGGAAUCCUUAUCUCCUUCAUGGUUGCCAAGAUAUCGAUGAGUGCAAGAAUAGUCAAAAUCCAUGCAUACAUAACAAUGCUACAUGCAUCAACUUGGCUGGCAACUUUACUUGCUUGUGUCCCAAGGGAUACAACGGAGACGGGAGAAGAUGCUUCCCUGCAUAUCCUCGAAGGAAUCAGCUCUGGCUUUCUGUUGCCUUAGGUAUAUGCAUUGGGCUGUUGGCGUUAGUCGUGGUGAUUUCUUGGAUCUACUGGGGUUCAAACAAACGAAAACUCAUCGAACUUAGAGAGAAAUUCUUUCAACAAAAUGGUGGGUUACUAUUACAACAACAACUCUCUCACAAUAAAUCAGCUCAUUCCAAGGAUACAACCAAAAUUUUCAAAGCAGAAGAGCUGAAAAAGGCCACUAAUAACUACGAUGAAAGAAGGGUACUUGGGCAUGGAGGUUAUGGAACAGUUUACAAAGGAAUACUUCCAAAUAACAAGGUGGUGGCUAUCAAGAAGUCUAAAAUUGGUGAUCAAAGUCAAAUUGAGCAAUUUAUUAACGAGGUCAUUGUGCUUUCUCAAAUAAAUCAUCGAAAUGUGGUCAAGUUGCUAGGUUGUUGUUUGGAAACAGAAGUUCCUUUAUUAGUUUACGAGUUUAUUCCAAAUGGAACCCUUUCAGAGCACAUUCAUGAUACAACACAAUAUCCCUCACUCUCUUGGAAAAUGCGUCUCAAAAUAGCAACAGAAACUGCUGAGGCUAUUUCAUAUUUACACUCUUCAACAUCUAUACCAAUCAUGCAUAGAGAUAUUAAGACUGCUAAUAUUCUGUUGGACUAUAAUUACACAGCAAAAGUUGCUGAUUUCGGUGCUUCGAGAUUGGUUCCUCUUGAUCAAACUCAGUUGACCACUUUAGUGCAAGGAACAUUGGGAUAUUUGGAUCCGGAAUAUUUGCAUACUAGCCAACUAACAGAAAAGAGUGAUGUUUAUAGUUUUGGAGUUGUGUUAGCGGAACUAUUAACCGGUCAAAAGGCACUUUCUCUUUUUAGGCGAGAAGGUGAUCGAAAUCUAGCUCUGUACUUCGUUUCUGCUAUGAAAGAUAACAAUUUAUUCCAGGAAAUUCUGGACUCCCAAUUGGUUGAUGAGGCAGAUGUUGAAGAGUUGAAUGUGGUUGCCAAUCUAGCAAAACGUUGCUUGAAGGUGAAAGGAGAGGAAAGGCCCACUAUGAAGGAAGUUGCAAGUGAGUUGGAAGGACUACUUAAACACAAGGGGAUACAUCCAUGGGAGCAUAUAGAUUCUGAAGAGAGUGAGCGCUUACUCAAGGCUACUUCAUCAAAUAUUUAUAUGGGUAAGGAUAUCGAUGGCGAUUAUUCUAGUUGUAGCAAUACAACUUCUGCGGUUGAUAGCAUGAAUAUUGAAAAUUUAAAGCUAAAUGAAAGUGGGCGGUAGUACUACUAAUAAAUAUAUAUAUAUAUAUAUAAAAAUAUAAAUAUAUAUUUAUCAUGUAGUUUUAUGGGAAAAUUAGUUGUAUUUGGAAGCUUAUACUCUUGAAGAAAUUAAUUGUAAUGUAUGCUGUAUGGUAGUUAUGAUUAUCAUUAAUAUUGUACAUAUGUUCACUACAAAUAAAUGUACCAUUUAGUGACAACUUUUUAGUCGCAACAUAUAUUGUGUGACUAAAUCAUACUUUUAGUCACAACAAAAUAUUAUUUGUGACUAAAAAAUCAUACUUAAUCAUAAGUUGUCACUAAUGUAGUUUUAGUCACAACCUAUUAUUUUUAGUGAUGAAGUUUGUUAUGACUAAAAAUACAUCUAAUGAGAAUAAAUUGUGAUUUUUGUGACUAA
Humulus lupulus (European hop) is the source of this 2811-nucleotide messenger RNA. Its product is annotated as wall-associated receptor kinase 2-like. The transcript is spliced from 3 exons. Lineage: Eukaryota; Viridiplantae; Streptophyta; Magnoliopsida; Rosales; Cannabaceae. Bases 91 to 2418 code for a protein of 775 amino acids. Gene Ontology annotation, cellular component: plasma membrane. Gene Ontology annotation, molecular function: protein serine/threonine kinase activity; calcium ion binding; ATP binding. Gene Ontology annotation, biological process: protein phosphorylation; cell surface receptor signaling pathway. The record is from RefSeq and is a predicted model, not a curated record.